UAGGAAAUUUCUCCUCUUCUCUCCAUGGAGGCUAUGGCAUUUGUUACUGAAGAGAGGAAGCUUACCCAAGAAACCACUUAUCCAAAUACUUAUAUUUUUGACUUGUUUGGAGGAGUUGACCUCCUUGUAGAAAUUCUUAUGAGGCCUACAAUCUCUAUCCGAGGUCAGAAAUUGAAAAUAAGUGAUGAAAUGUCCAAGGACUGUUUGAGCAUCCUGUAUAAUACCUGUGUCUGUACUGAAGGAGUAACAAAGCGUUUGGCAGAAAAGAAUGACUUUGUGAUCUUCCUGUUUACACUGAUGACAAGUAAGAAGACGUUCUUACAAACAGCAACCCUUAUUGAAGAUAUUUUGGGUGUUAAAAAGGAAAUGAUCCGUCUAGAUGAAGUCCCCAAUUUGAGUUCCUUAGUAUCCAAUUUUGAUCAGCAACAGCUUGCUAAUUUCUGCCGGAUUCUGGCUGUCACGAUUUCAGAGAUGGAUACUGGCAAUGAUGACAAGCAUACACUUCUUGCCAAAAAUGCUCAGCAGAAGAAGAGCUUGAGCUUGGGACCUUCUGCAGCUGAAAUCAACCAAGCGGCCCUUCUCAGCAUCCCUGGCUUUGUUGAGAGGCUUUGCAAACUGGCAACUCGAAAGGUGUCAGAGUCAACGGGCACAGCCAGCUUCCUUCAGGAACUGGAGGAGUGGUACACAUGGCUAGACAAUGCUUUGGUGCUAGAUGCCCUGAUGCGAGUGGCUAAUGAGGAAUCCGAGCACAAUCAAGCCUCCAUUGUGUUCCAUCCUCCAGGGGCUUCUGAGGAGAAUGGCCUGCCUCACACUGCAACUAGGACUCAGCUGCCCCAGUCAAUGAAGAUUAUGCAUGAGAUCAUGUACAAACUGGAAGUGCUGUAUGUUCUCUGUGUGCUACUGAUGGGGCGUCAGCGAAACCAGGUUCACAGAAUGAUCGCAGAGUUCAAAUUGAUUCCUGGACUCAAUAAUUUGUUUGACAAGUUGAUUUGGAGGAAGCAUUCAGCGUCUACCCUUGUCCUCCAUGGUCACAACCAGAACUGUGACUGUAGCCCGGACAUCACCUUGAAGAUUCAGUUUUUGAGGCUUCUCCAGAGUUUCAGCGACCACCACGAGAACAAGUACCUGCUGCUCAACAACCAGGAGCUGAAUGAGCUCAGUGCCAUCUCUCUCAAGGCCAAUAUCCCUGAAGUAGAAGCUGUCCUUAAUACUGACAGGAGUUUGGUCUGUGAUGGGAAAAGGGGCUUAUUAACUCGUCUGCUACAGGUCAUGAAGAAGGAGCCAGCCGAGUCAUCAUUCAGGUUUUGGCAAGCCCGGGCUGUGGAGAGUUUCCUCCGAGGGACCACCUCCUAUGCAGACCAGAUGUUCCUGCUGAAGCGAGGCCUUCUGGAGCACAUCCUGUACUGCAUCGUGGACAGCGAGUGCAAGUCAAGGGAUGUGCUCCAGAGUUACUUUGAUCUCCUGGGAGAGCUGAUGAAAUUCAAUGUGGAUGCAUUCAAGAGAUUUAAUAAAUAUAUCAACACUGAUGCAAAGUUCCAGGUGUUCCUGAAACAGAUCAACAGCUCGCUGGUGGACUCCAACAUGCUGGUGCGCUGCGUCACUCUGUCCCUGGACCGGUUUGAAAGCCAGGUGGACAUGAAAGUGGCUGAGGUCCUGUCCGAGUGCCGCCUCCUUGCCUACAUAUCCCAGGUGCCCACACAGAUGUCCUUCCUCUUCCGCCUCAUCAACAUCAUCCACGUGCAGACGCUGACCCAGGAGAAUGUCAGCUGCCUCAACACCAGCCUGGUGAUCCUGAUGCUGGCCCGACGGAAAGAGCGGCUGCCCCUGUACCUGCGGCUGCUGCAGCGGAUGGAGCACAGCAAGAAGUACCCCGGCUUCCUGCUCAACAACUUCCACAACCUGCUGCGCUUUUGGCAGCAACAUUACCUGCACAAGGACAAGGAUAGCACCUGCCUGGAGAAUAGCUCCUGCAUCAGCUUCUCAUACUGGAAAGAGACUGUGUCCAUCCUGUUGAACCCAGACCGCCAGUCACCCUCUGCUCUUGUCAGCUACAUUGAGGAGCCCUACAUGGACAUAGACAGGGACUUCACUGAGGAGUGACCUUGGGCAUGGCCUCAGGAGGCUGCUGGGCCAGGGCGGGUGAGCGUGGGUAUGCUGCCACACAUCUGGCCCUGUCUCCGCCUUCCACUGCCUCCCUGCUGCUCUCGGCCUGUGCUAGGUCUUCAAGGACAGGCUUGGCAGGAGGGAGCAUCUAGAAUCCCUUGGCCCCUGGAUCUGAGGGCCCCAGGUCAUUGGGAACCUUAGUUCCUUCAAGAUGAGGAUGGGGCACUAUGCCCACCCUUCCUUCAGAAUCCUGGAUCUUGGCCCGUCCAGAGGUAAGGGGAUUUUUAAAAAUAGCUCUGUAUGAGCCCCUGCCCAGUCUCUUGGUUGUCAGUCCUGGGUUGGGGAGAGGUAUAUGGGCCCCUCCCCCAUUUUGUGAGCCAAGCUUGCCCUGGCCUUUGGACCCAGAGAGGCUUCUGAGCCCCUGGGCAGGAGUGGGGGAUACCAGAGAAUGCUACCUUCCCCCAAGCCUGCCCAUUGGCCCCUCCACCCCCCAUUUCAUCUGGUUCUGUUUGCUCAUUGGCUGCUGUGGUCUCCCCAGGGGGUUCCCCAGAAAUACAGAACCUUUCCCUUCCAUCCUUGGGGCUUGGGGUGGCUGUGCCUGUCCCGGGUCAGCGUCGUCUCCUGCCUGAGUCCAGAUACCCAGGCUGGGAGCACACCCUUGGCCUCUCCUUGUGUUGCCAGUUCAUUAACAACAAAUAAACCAAUUAAAUGGAGGCUAUUAAAAAGAACUUUAUUUUAAA
Condylura cristata (star-nosed mole) is the source of this 2843-nucleotide messenger RNA. RefSeq names its product transient receptor potential cation channel, subfamily C, member 4 associated protein (gene TRPC4AP). Gene Ontology annotation, molecular function: phosphatase binding. Gene Ontology annotation, cellular component: Cul4A-RING E3 ubiquitin ligase complex. The transcript is spliced from 17 exons. Gene Ontology annotation, biological process: ubiquitin-dependent protein catabolic process. The record is from RefSeq and is a predicted model, not a curated record. Lineage: Eukaryota; Metazoa; Chordata; Mammalia; Eulipotyphla; Talpidae. Bases 25 to 2100 code for a protein of 691 amino acids.